UCCAAGACUCCGAGGGUCGAGGAGAGAGCGCUGCUGUCCUCUAUUGAUUCAAAGUAUGGGUGCUGCUGGGUGCGUCCUCUGGGCUUGGAGGAAACCCUGAUGGAGGCCUAUCACUCCAUCAACAACAUGACCAUCUCCCACGCCCUCUGGCUCUCCUCCACCACCCCUCUCACACACUCCACCUUCUCCAAUUCACUCUGGGACCUCUAUAGGUCAUUACCCAACCUGCGUCACUGUGUGAGAACCCACCCGGAGACCAGCAGCCCCUGGUACCACAAGAUGGACACCAUUACCAGGGACCUGCUCGAUCUACAGGAGGUGCGAGGUCAGAGGUUCUCGCAGGUGUACCAGCGAGUGAUGCACACACAGUACCCGCUCCAUCAUGGCCCCCUCUGGUGCGUCAGAUACCUCGACCUGCAACACAACAUCGACGAUUCCUACAUGGACCCCAGUGACGACACCCCUCUAGAGUACUCCUCCCCCCACGCUGUUGAGGACGACGGUGAAGGUCAUUCCCCGAAAAACAAACCCUCCAGUGACAGAGAAGACAUUACAACUUCAGUAGGAGACGUCGAUGACAGCAUGAUUGUGGGAGCUAAGACGAGCUGUGUUAAGGAGCUACACAGGUACAUAGUCAUCUUCGGCUUCUGCCACUUGAUCACUGACGGAGUGUCCAACAUGAGGAUAACACACCAUUUCCUUCACCUCCUCAACCAGGAGUUGAUGGGCGUGGCUAGGAAGGUGGUGGAACUCGGGGUGUUCAAGUCUCCGGUGGCUGAGGAACAAGGAUUAAACAGAAGGAAGAGUGACCCAGUGUUCGCUUCCUACGUCCCCAAGCUCUGCGACGCCCCUCUAUACCUGUCCCUCUACCCUCCGGCUACUACUGACAGCACCAAGGCUAGGACAGAGACGUUGUUUUUGCCAGGCCUGACAGUGGGACAGACGCAGGCUCUCAGAAACAAGUGUCGGACUGAGGGUGUCAGCUUCCACGCCGCCUUCACCUCCGCCGCCGUCAUCGCCAUGGUACAGCUCCUCCACGACGCUCCCUGCCAGGACUCCCGGGUGAAGGACCUGGACCGCAUGUCGACACUGCAUGAUGUCAACUGCCGACGGUACUGGCCGCAGCCCCAUCAAGACGUCCUCGGGGUUCACGCUGCCAUCCUGCAGCUCUCUUUCCCGACGCCUGUGGGGCCGAUGGGUGAUGGAGGGUUCUGGAGGUACGCCAAGCAGCUGCACACGCACCUGAAGGAGGCUCUAACGAGGCAGCUGGUUGUGCAACAAUUGGUGUGUGACCCCAGCCUUCAGGCCCCAGAGGAAAUUAUCCGAGAGGGCCAAGACCGCAGCCUCACCUCUGCCUACUUCGGGAUCACCAACUUGUGUGACCUGUCCUCUCUUAUCUCGGGAACUGGUGACCCUGUUGACCUCACUUCUGCCCCUGGAGAGGUGACCCCUGCCCUGCUGACCCGCAUCCACCACUCGACAACAUGUCACUUCACAGGUGUGGUGUGCCAGCACUUGACCCACACCUUCCGCGGCAGACUCCUCUAUAACCUCGACUUCUUCACCGAUAAGAUGCGUCGUGAGGAAGCCACAAAGUACGCCCAUCUCACUCUUCACUUCCUCCUACGAUCCAUCUAGUCUGACACACAAACCGAAUAGUGUGACCCAGCUUGACCCAGAGGCGCAAAUUGUGAAUCAAUUUGAGAGUAUGUUAUGGAGCAUUUAUAAAUCCAAGGUGGAUUUUGAUCCAGUGUAGAGCCAAAUGUUAAUGAAUAAAACAAUUUCCCCCCAGUCGGAUAGACAUUGAUAAUGGAGAAUAUUUUUUAGGUUUUAACAUUACUUUGGUCCCAUGAAAAUUGGUCAUAUAAAAAAGCUGGUUGUCAUUUUACCUGUAUUUUUUAUGAGGUAACUUUGUCAUUUAUUUUAGUAAUGUAUGAUUCUGUACCGACAUGGCUAAUGACGUUGUGGGGUUCAGGAUAUUUGGUUCACACUCAGGAUGGGUUGGAGAAAGGAAACUCACAAUGUGC
This is a messenger RNA of Homarus americanus (American lobster), 2027 nucleotides long. RefSeq lists its product as uncharacterized. The record is from RefSeq and is a predicted model, not a curated record. NCBI's taxonomy places the organism in Eukaryota, Metazoa, Arthropoda, Malacostraca, Decapoda, Nephropidae. Bases 100 to 1638 code for a protein of 512 amino acids. The transcript has 8 exons.